Molecule: messenger RNA, 240 nt
Organism: Cladophialophora carrionii CBS 160.54
Lineage: Eukaryota; Fungi; Ascomycota; Eurotiomycetes; Chaetothyriales; Herpotrichiellaceae
Exons: 1
Coding region: 1-240 (79 amino acids)
Source: RefSeq, a predicted model, not a curated record
AUGCAAGACUGUCAAGAGAUUAUUAUGAUCCGAGUGUUGCCCCCUGACCCUGCAUACCCUUCAACGAUUCACCAAUGUGCCAUAUUUUCUAUCGAGCCUUUCAGAAGGCAAUCGGAGAGGUAUACCAACGGCGGGGGUAGUGGAUCGGUGACAUUCUUGUGCUCUCGUAGCCCGAAUUGCGUGAGUUCCUCCACGUACAAAUUCUGGAUACUUGUCCUCACGACGACGAAUCAGUCUUGA